This is a messenger RNA of Zonotrichia leucophrys gambelii, 1548 nucleotides long. RefSeq names its product Krueppel-like factor 5. The transcript is spliced from 5 exons. Lineage: Eukaryota; Metazoa; Chordata; Aves; Passeriformes; Passerellidae. Gene Ontology annotation, molecular function: DNA-binding transcription factor activity, RNA polymerase II-specific; RNA polymerase II cis-regulatory region sequence-specific DNA binding. The record is from RefSeq and is a predicted model, not a curated record. Bases 42 to 1376 code for a protein of 444 amino acids. Gene Ontology annotation, biological process: regulation of transcription by RNA polymerase II.
UGCCCGGGCCUGGUUCCCUGUCCCGUGCGGGGCGCGGGGGGAUGAGCAGCGGGCUGGUGGACGCAGCGGUGUUGGCACCGCUCAAACCCGUCAGCAUGUCCGGGGAGCCCAGCGAGGACACCCCGGUCUUCGAGGACAUCAAAGGCCCCUCACGGCCCCUGGAGACCCCUCCCGAGCUGGCGCAGCUGCACCCCAUGAGGAUGGACCAGCGGAUGCCACCGCUCAUCCUGGAGGCACGCUCGGAGAUGGACAAGUACCUGUCCAGCGAGGUGCCGCCCAUGCCCAUGCUCCCGGACAAGAAGUACCGCCGGGAGAGCGCCUCGGUGGUGGACGAGUUCUUCUCCACAGAGAAACCCAGCUCAGCUCCCUACAGCGUGAACAUCAACGUCAUCCUGCCCGACACCACCCACCUGCGCACGGGGCUCUACCGGCCCCCCAAGCCCGUGGCCCCCUUCCCGCAGAUCAAAUCUGAGCCCGGCACCGCCUUCUCCCAGCCCUGCUCGUCCUCCUCCGGCCCCACGCAGACCCUGCCCGACUUCACCAGCGUGUUCAGCAUGCCCCAGUCGGUGGCGGUCAACAACAUCUUCAUCAAGCAGGAGAUGCCUGCUGAGAUCCCGCUGUCGGCCCACCCGCAGCAACCCCAGCUCUUCCAGCUGCCCCUGGGCGCCGCCAGCGCCGACAUUCCCACCCUGGCCUCCUCCUCCAGCAGCACCACGGCCAUCAGCUGCCUCAGCGGGGUCACCAUGUCCACGGGCUCGGUGGCCAGCGUGGCGCACAGGCCCGUGCAGCCAGCGGGGCCCCUCAAGCAGUACCCGCACGUGGCCCAGGGACAGGGCGGCUUUGGGAACAUCUCCGGGCAGUUCUACCCCGCCCCGGGGGUGACUCUGCCCCCCUCGCCCCCCAACUCACAGCCUGGCAGCCCCGAGAACCAGCCCGAGCUCAUCAACACCAUCUCUCCGCCGCCCUCCUACGAGGCCACCUUCGGACUGAAGCUGGUGCAGUCGGCCCCGAUGCCCCCAGGGCCCAACGGCGUCGGGGGCCUCUCCCAGGGCCACGUGGUGAUGCAGCCCCCCAAGUACAACCGGCGCAACAACCCCGAGCUGGAGAAGAGGAGGAUCCACCACUGUGACUACCCAGGUUGCUCAAAGGUUUACACCAAGAGCUCCCACCUGAAGGCACAUCAGAGGACUCACACAGGUGAGAAGCCCUACAAGUGCACGUGGGAGGGCUGUGACUGGCGCUUCGCCCGCUCCGACGAGCUCACCCGGCACUACCGCAAGCACACGGGCGCCAAGCCCUUCAAGUGCAUGGCGUGCGGCCGCUGCUUCUCCCGCUCCGACCACCUGGCCCUGCACAUGAAGAGGCACCAGAAUUAGGAGCUGCCUCCCUUCCCACUUCUCCGAGAGCAGCUCCAACUCUUCCCUUCUCCCAGGGAAGGAUCUGUACAUAGGAAUGGCCCCGCGCCGCCGUGGCCCAGGCGGCAGCAGAGCCCGGCCAGCCUGGCCCCGACGUGUCUGGUUUUACCAGAGACUGGAGCCCCCAGCCCAC